Molecule: messenger RNA, 2994 nt
Organism: Lachancea sp. 'fantastica'
Lineage: Eukaryota; Fungi; Ascomycota; Saccharomycetes; Saccharomycetales; Saccharomycetaceae
Source: the annotation of a GenBank genome assembly
AUGGACCAGGAUGCACUAGCAGAACUUCUCUCCGAUACCACCGACCCCUCUGACCCUGAACAGUCCCAACAGCAGCAGCAGCAGCAGCCAGAGUCGCCGCUGCACAACUAUUCCUUCUUCAGUACGCAAAAUGCUCCGGCUCACACCCAACAACAACGUCUGCUUUCAUCGCUAGAUGAUCGCUCUCUCGUGAACCUCGUAAACUCCUACGAAGCACCCUCGGGUCACAAACGCUCGUUGUUAGAGCAUGAAUCGGAUGAGGAAAAAGAUUGGGACUCAGACGUUUUUCACGCUGCUAGCCCAAAAUCCAAUCCGGACUUUGGUACAAUUGCGGAAGACGAUGAGGACUCAAUUGUCACAUCGCCUCCCGCUGGUGCUAGUCCAGACGAAAAGUCCGACGAAAAGUCCGACGAUGACCAGUCUAGUAUGGACUCGCAGCAACUCCCAGCUCCAAACAUCAAUUUUGGUGACUACGGCCAGUAUUUCUCCGAUAAAAAGGACCUUCAACAAGAUCGCGACUCUUUCAUGAAGAACCUGUACCAAAAUGCUCUCAAUGACGGGAAUCCCUUCCCGCCUCUUUUCAAGGACUGCAUUAUAUACAUUAACGGUCGCACAGAUCCUGACCGCCUGCAACUUCACCAAAAGAUUAUAUUGUAUGGAGGCAAGUUCAUGCACUUUUUGUCGGGCAAGACUAGUGUUACCCAUAUCAUUGCCAGCAACUUGACCGCUAAGAAACGGGUCGAAUUUCAAAAAUACAAGGUCGUCACUCCCAGGUGGAUAACGGAGUCCAUUACACUCAACAAGAGGCUUCCCUGGCAAGAUUUCGCCUUGAACACUGGAGAUGAUGAUCAAGGCAAGCUCAAACUUACUAGAACAAAAGCGCAACCAAACCAUGAAAUCGACCUGCCAGAAAAUAACUCUGAAAACACACUUGAUUGCAAGCACCCAGACUUUUUACGCAGUUUUUUUGCCAAGUCACGGUUGCAUCAUCUCUCUAUUUGGAAAGCCGAUCUGAGGGCGCUUUUCUGCCAGAAGUAUUUGGAGCAUUCCGAUGUCAAAGGUAUUGCUGAAAAUGAACAUGUCGCUAUUUUUCACAUUGAUUUUGACUGCUUUUUUGCAACCGUUUCCGCUCUUAGCGACCCACAAUAUCGGCUUUACAAAGAUCCACUUGCGGUAGCACAUGGCACCAACAGUUCCGAAAUUGCUAGCUGUAAUUACGUGGCGCGCAGUUUUGGUGUUAGAAAUGGGAUGUGGGUACGAUCAGCUCGUAGACUUUGUCCCAAAUUAGUGUGCAUGCCAUAUAACUUUGAACAGUAUGAGGUCAACUCCAAGUUACUAUACCAAAUCCUGGCGGAAACGCACUUUUUUGACAUGAUUUUGCCUGUAUCCAUCGACGAGGCCAUAUGUGUGAAGCGAGUAAGUACCUUCUCUGAUCCCCAUGAUGUGCAGAGCCAAUGCGAGAUGGUCACUAAAAGUAUAAGGCAACAAGUUUUUGAUGCCACCAACGGUUGUACUGUUAGCAUCGGCUGUGGUCCCUCUCUUGUGAGCGCAAGACUUGCAUUGAAAGAUGCGAAACCUAAUGGAGAGCGAGUUAUCAUGAAUUUAACUGACGAAACAGAUUUUGAUAGUUUUCAGGCUAAAUUCCCGCUUGAUGAUCUGCCGGGUGUAGGUUUUUCUAUCGUAGACAAAAUACGCCGGCAGUUGUUCCCUGAUGCAUCAACAACCCCAACUAUUGGAGAACUGAAAGCCAAAUCGACUUUGAAAUUAUUGAGCACUAUCUUGGGAACUAAAACAGGCCGCAAAAUACAUUCGUUCUUAUCUGCUAGGGAUGACGAAGAGAAUAGUCGGAUUUUACGGGACCCUCUAGACUUUUUCGCGAGGAAGUCGAUUUCGGUUGAUAUCAAUUACGCCAUAAGGUUUGAUAAUAUCCACGAUAUUGACGAUUUUAUUGACAGAGUUUGUGAGCAUUUAACAUCAAAAAUUCAUGACCUUGGACUGAUGACUCCUCAAGUGACUUUGAAGAUCAUGCGGCGGUGUGAACAUGCGCCAAUCGAGCCUGCGAAGUAUCUGGGCUCUGGAGAAUGCGACACUUUUAGUAAAAGCAGCCGUUUUGGAAUACCUACAGAUGAGAUAGGCCUCAUUGCAACAGAAAUUAAAAGCUCUUUUAGAAUGCUGGCGUGCCCUCCCAAAGAUCUGAGGGGUUUAGCAGUUCAGUUAAACAAGCUUGAAAAGAAGACAGCUAGAAACUACCAGAAAAAGCUACCUUUCGGAGAUGCUGUUCUCAGUGGUGAUUCCAAUAUUCCUAUGCUCAAGCCUGACGCGUUCCAUUCAAUGCCUCGCAAUUUGAAGGAAGACAUUCGAUCCGAAUUCGCUAAACGAAAUUUUGAAGUACCGCCUUCACCCUCACGGAAUCUUUCCACCUCCGUAUCACCGGUAAAAGAGUAUUGGGACAGAUUCGGUAAGUCAACUAAAGACUGCUAUAAACAAGAACUUCCUAGCACUCUAGAUGAGGACUUCAUGAGGAACUUGCCUAUGGAACUUCAACGAGAAAUCAAAAGAGACCAUGCGAUUGUCAAGAAGACUCGAAGUUCGGUCAGAAAAAUAGGUGUUUCUAAGGACAAUGAGACGGCAAAUUCUCGAUCGAGUUUGAGGUCCACUCUAGAUGAGAUUGACCAGUUUCAAAAACUGGAGCACCCUCGCGACAUCUAUCACUUGAUUGGAACUUGGAUUGAUCAGACGAUCACUGUAGGUCCACACGCAGAUGAUUUAGAUUUGUUCGACCGCUACUUGGAUAAGUUGGUUUUUAAGCGGAAGACAAAUCGAGCACUGCAAAUAGCCAGGAUUAUGUCUUGCCGACUUGAGUAUCAUGCAGCUUUUACUGGGUCAGAAUCAAGAGGUCGCCAAGAAUGGGAGGAGUAUCUGUUGAGGCGAAUGAUACCCAGGCUGAACUCUAGCUGCUCGAUAAGAGCUCCACAGGUACAAUUCGAACUGUAG